UUGUGGAGUAUGUGAAAAACAGUUUAUAACAAGCAGUUCAUUAACAAUACAUAAAAGAACACACACUGGUGAGAAACCUUACAGUUGUGGAGUUUGUGCAAAACAGUUUAAAACAAAUAGUGCAUUAAAAACACAUCAAAGAAUACACACUGGUGAUAAACCUUACAGUUGCACAGUGUGUGGAAAACAGUUUAUAACAAAUGGUAAUUUAAAAUGCCAUCAAAGAAUACACACUGGUGAGAAACCUUAUAGUUGUGCAAGUUGUGAGAAACAGUUUCGAACAAACAGUGAAUUAAAAAGACAUCAAAGAAUUCACACUGGUGAGAAACCUUACAGUUGUUUGACUUGUAAGAAACAGUUUGGUACAAAUAGUGAUUUGAAAAAACAUCAAAGAAGACACACUGGUGAGAAACCUUACAAUUGUACAGUGUGUGGAAAACAAUUUGGAACAAAUAGUGAAUUAAAAACACAUGAAAGAAGACACACUGGGGAAAGACCUUAUAGUUGUACAUAUUGUGAAAAACAGUUUGGAACAAACAGUGAAUUAAAAACACAUCAAAGAAGACAUACUGGGGAAAAACCUUACAGUUGUGGAGUUUGUGGAAAACAGUUUGGAAUAAAGGGUGAAUUAAAAAUGCAUGAAAGAAUUCACACAGGUGAGAAACCUUACAGUUGUACAUAUUGUGAAAAACGGUUUGGAACCAAAAGUGAAUUAAAAACACAUCAAAGAAUACACACUGGGGAGAAACCUUACAGUUGCACAGUGUGUGGAAAACAAUUUAUAACCAAUGGUAGCUUAAAAUAUCAUCAAAGAACACACACUGGUGAGAAACCUUACAGUUGUGCAAGUUGUGAAAAACAGUUUGUGACAAACAGUGAAUUAAAAACACAUCAAAGAAGACACACUGGGGAAAAACCUUACAGUUGUGGAGUUUGUGGAAAACAGUUUGGAACAAACAGUGAAUUAAAAAUACAUCAAAGAAUUCACACUGGU
This is a messenger RNA of Limulus polyphemus (Atlantic horseshoe crab), 994 nucleotides long. Its product is annotated as zinc finger protein 2 homolog. Gene Ontology annotation, cellular component: nucleus. Gene Ontology annotation, molecular function: DNA-binding transcription factor activity, RNA polymerase II-specific; RNA polymerase II cis-regulatory region sequence-specific DNA binding. The transcript has a single exon. NCBI's taxonomy places the organism in Eukaryota, Metazoa, Arthropoda, Merostomata, Xiphosura, Limulidae. Gene Ontology annotation, biological process: regulation of transcription by RNA polymerase II; central nervous system development. The record is from RefSeq and is a predicted model, not a curated record. The annotation marks the transcript as partial.